AUGACGUCAUUUCCUCCCCCUAAGACAAGAUGUCCAGGAACCAGACCAUUAAUCCUCUCCUGUUUUCAGCCAGUAAUACCUCUGGUUAUGAUGGUUUUGAGCCUCCAGCAGUUCUUAUUCCUCCCUUACGUAAUGGUGAUAGAGGUAUGGGAGGACCGGAUGGCGUUCAGGAGCAGAUUCAUCCGGCGGCUGCUCAACUAGACGCGUCGGCUGAAGAAAAAUCCCCUGGUGAUGGGCACAGCGGAGUGGAUCCCAGAAUGGCCUCACGGUUCACGAUUCCCUCCGAGGCGACCACAGCGAACGUCUUCUCCAGUGCUCCUCGGCCCGUCACCCCGUCCACGCACCCAGCCCCGAGUGCCGCACCUUCCCCGCGGCCGUAUCCCUCUGCCACACUCACCACUAGCCCCCAUUGUGUUCCUUCACCCGGUAGAUUAAUGUCGAAGGGUCUGCUUACCGGGUCUGUUCCUCCUGACCACGUGCUACCCUAUGCUCCUCCUCAAUUGGUUAAUCUGCCACCUUUUAACACACCAUCUGGUGGCCCACCAUUCUCUGCCACACCAUCUGUUGGCCCACCAUUCUCUGCCACACUACCUGUUGGCCCACCAUUCUCUGCCACACUACCUGUUGGCCCACCAUUCUCUGCCACACCAUCUGUUGGCCCACCAUUCUCUGCCACACCAUCUGUUGGCCCCACCAUUCUCUGCCACACUACCUGUUGGCCCUACCAUUCUCUCUGCCACACACUACCUGUUGGCCCACCAUUCUCUGCCACACCAUCUGUUGGCCCACCUUUCUCUGCCACACCAUCUGUAGGCCCACCAUUCUCUGCCCCACCACCUGUUGGCACACCUCCCACUACCACACCUGUCGGCCCUGCCACUCUGCCACACCUGUCGGCCCUGCACCGUCUACCACACACUGGAAAUCUGAUACCCCAUACCACCGAACAGAUACCCAUGACCAGUGUUUCGUCUCCAGUGCCCGGUCUGCCCUUCGGAGCGACGCCUCUGGAUGCGGGGUUGAGUAACGUCAGUCUCCAGGCCGAGAAAUCCAGUGCCGCCUUCCUGACCCCGACUCCAACGCCCCCUGGGAUGUUGUACGCGCCCCCGGACCAGGCGGCUGUGAUUCCUCCGUCUUUUGAGAAUAUGGUGAGGAUCUGUCGUCGAGCUUUGGUUCGGCGGAUUUCAUUCAGUUAG
Messenger RNA from Homarus americanus (American lobster), 1196 nucleotides. Its product is annotated as leucine-rich repeat extensin-like protein 5. The transcript is spliced from 4 exons. The coding region runs from base 30 to 1196 and encodes 388 amino acids. The record is from RefSeq and is a predicted model, not a curated record. NCBI's taxonomy places the organism in Eukaryota, Metazoa, Arthropoda, Malacostraca, Decapoda, Nephropidae.